UAAAUAAAACUCGAGAUGAAACUCGUCGGAGCUGAGCAGGUGUCGUUAAAAACCAAAGUCCAGCCAGGGAGGAGCAGUUCAGGCGACAUGGACACUUUUUUCCGCCGUCACUUUAAGAGGAAGGAAUCUGCUCUGCAGGUGGGCUCAGAGGUCAAAUCCUGCCGGCAGCGGAGGCCCAGCGUGGCCAUCCCCACCAGCAAGGCCCGCAGGAGGUCCAGCGUCGGGCUUCCCUCCUCCACCCUGACCCAACGGCGGCGCUCCAGCGUCCAGCUGCAGGGAGCACUGCCGUGUGCAGGAGGGGGCCGUCUGGCAAAGUCGGCCAGGCACAACAGGUGGGGGGGACAUGUCCGCAGGCGCUCCAGCACCACCACCCCCAGCCUCAACCCAAGGUUUGCCGUGUGCAGGAGGAAGGUGGGGAAGCUGCGGACCAUCGACACCCACCUGCUGGGGCCCUCCAUGCUGCUGGCCAGUCUGAUCCAGAUGGCCGAGGAGGAGGAGGAGGGGGCGGGGCUGCCAGCCGGGGAACAGCAGGUGGAGGUGAGGGGUGGGGCCAACAGCAGGAGAAUGUUUUCCCGCUCCAGCAGCCUCCACUCAGACGGAGACGAUGAGAGCAGCGACUUCUCCAACGACAGCCAAUCAGAAGCCAGCCAGUUGGCAGAGGAGGAGGACGACACCGCAUGGUCUCCUGAUCAGCACUUCUCCCCCUCCUCCACCCCUUCCUCCUCUACCGCCUUGGAGGUGAUGAGAGAAACUCCCCAGGCUCCGGCUCCAUCGCGGCCCCUCAUCAGGGCCCCUCGCUGCCUGCGGAGGAACUCCUCUCAGGUGUUUGCAGGAGACUCUGCUCCUUACGGCCGCUGUCGGGCCUCCAGCCAGAGGAAGAGGAGGAGGAUCUCCACCAUCUCCAAGGCUGGGAGCCCCUGGCCCGGAAGAGGCCCCCCGCUGCCCAACCGCAGGAGCUCAGUCUACUACCUCAACCACCCGGCCUUCUAUAGGGGCCCCGGAGCCCUCAGCCCGCUGGGGGCCCGCGGCUACAACUCCCAGCUGGAGACCUGGAGCGGCUUCCUGCUGAAAGCCAUUGCAAAGUCAGGCCUGCAGCACGUGGCGGCUCAGCCCAACGUGUCGACGUCAGGACAGACCGACCCGCUGCAGGAGCCCAACAGCACCAUCGACUGGAGCGACAACGCCCAGUACGGGGACCACAUCUGGUUUGAGACCAGUGGCUCUGGAGACUUCUGUUAUGUUGGGGAGCAGUACUGUAUCGCUAAAUCACUGCAAAAGUCCGUGGCGAGGAAGAAAUGUGCUGGGUGUAAGAUAUCGGUCCACACCAUGUGUAUGGAGCAGCUGGAGAAGAUUAAUUUCAGGUGCAAGCCAUCGUUCAGAGAACCAGGAUCUCGAGCUGUUCGAGAGUCCAACGUUGUGCGACACCACUGGGUCCACAGGAGACGUCAGACAGGGAAGUGUCGACAGUGUGGGAAAGGAUUUCAACAGAAGUUUUCAUUUCACAGUAAAGAGAUUGUUGCCAUCAGCUGCUCGUGGUGCAAACAGGCGUAUCACAAUAAGGUGACGUGCUUCAUGCUGCAGCAGAUAGAGGAGUGCUGCUCUCUGGGAGCUCAUGCUGCCGUCAUCAUACCUCCUACCUGGAUCAUCAGGGUCCGCAGAACACAGUCAUCUCUAAAGUCGAGUAAAAAGAAGAAAAGGACAUCGCUGAAAUGCAACAAAUCGAGCAAGAAGGGGUCAGAGCUCCAAGAUGGCCGCUGGAAGCCCUUCCUGGUGAAGCCUCUUCCCUCUCAGCUCAUGAAGCCUCUGCUGGUGUUUGUUAACCCCAAGAGUGGAGGAAACCAGGGAGCCAAGAUCAUCCAGUCCUUCAUGUGGUACCUGAACCCUCGACAGGUGUUUGACCUGACAAAGGGAGGACCAAAAGAGGGGUUGGAGCUGUACGCCAAAGUGCCCAACCUGAGGAUCCUGGCCUGUGGGGGCGACGGGACAGUGGGUUGGAUCUUGUCAGUGUUGGACCAGCUGAAGCUCCGUCCUCAGCCUCCUGUGGGCAUCCUCCCUCUGGGGACCGGAAACGACCUGGCCAGGACUCUCAACUGGGGAGGGGGUUACACAGAUGAACCGAUAACAAAGAUCCUCUCACACGUGGAGGACGGGAACGUCGUCCAGCUGGACCGCUGGAACCUUAACGUGGAGGCGAACCCCGAGGCCAGGCCGGAGGACCGGGACGAACAUCAGACAGACAAGCUUCCUAUUGACGUCUUCAACAACUACUUCAGUCUGGGCUUUGAUGCUCACGUCACGCUGGGCUUCCAUGAAUCCAGAGAGGCAAACCCUGAGAAGUUCAACAGCCGCUUCAGGAAUAAGAUGUUCUAUGCAGGAACGGCCUUCUCAGACUUCCUGAGUGGGAGUUCGAAAGAUCUCGCCAAGCACAUCAAAGUGGUGUGUGACGGCACAGACCUGACGACCAAAGUCCAGGAGCUGAAGUUACAGUGUCUGCUCUUCCUCAACAUCCCCAGGUACUGUGCCGGCACCGUGCCGUGGGGUCACCCUGGUGAACAUCAGGACUUUGAACCUCAGCGUCAUGACGAUGGCUGCAUUGAGGUCAUCGGAUUCACCAUGACGUCUCUGGCCACACUGCAGGUGGGAGGUCACGGCGAGCGACUCCAUCAGUGUAAAGAAGUGACCCUCACCACCUACAAGUCCAUCCCCAUGCAGGUGGACGGAGAGCCCUGCAAGCUGGCCCCAUCCAUCAUCCACAUCAACCUGAGGAACCAGGCCAACAUGGUGCAGAAGGCCAAGAGGAGGAUCUCCAUGCCCCACCUCAACGAUCAGCAGCCAGUUCCUGAGAAGCUUCAGAUCAGAGUGAACCGGAUCAGCAUGGCAGCUUAUGAAGCUCUGCACUACGACAAGGACCAGCUGAAGGAGGCCUCGACGCCGCUCGGAGUGAUCACUGUCCCUGGAGACAGCGACCUGGAGACGUGCCGCCUGCUCAUCGAGCGUCUGCACGACAACCUGGACCAGGACUGUGACGCGAUGAAGGGCGAGUGUCUGUCUUCACAGAAGUUGUCCACGAAGUGGUGUUUCCUCGACUGUACGACUGCAGAUCGCUUCUACAGGAUCGACCGAGCUCAGGAACACCUCAACUAUGUGACGGAGAUCUCUCAGGAGGAGCUGUACAUCCUGGACCCGGAGAUGGUCUCCAAGGAGACGGUGGGCACCUCCCCCGGAAUGCCCGACCUGGUGGACUCUGAGGAGCACCAGGACCAGCAGAGACAGUUCGCCUUCCCCUGCUCCCCGACCUCCUCGACCACACCGAGGGUGAGAGAGUUUCAGAGGAAGAGGAUUUCAAGUGACAGUUCGGUGGCUGACGCUUUGUCCCAAAGCUCCUCUAAGACUGCCCUCUGCAGGAGAGGGGCAAAGAUCAUCAAUGUCCAUCGCUCCAACACAACGCUCGCUGAUUUCAGACCCAUCAUUAGUCCUUCCAGUGCUACCUCACACGAUCCUGAAAAAGAUGCAGAGUUGAUCAACUGCAUCAAGACUGAAGACCUGAACAGACUGACAGAGCUCCACCAGCAGGGGGCGGACAUCCUGCUGCAGGACGCAGCUGGCUGCACGCUGCUGCAUCACGCUGUGGAGGCCGGCAGCAAAGACAUCCUCAAGUACCUCAUCGACCACGUGCCGACAUCUCAUCUGGACAUAACUGAGAGAGAGACAGGCGAGACGGCGCUCCAUAAAGCUGCCUCCUCCUGUCAGAGGAGCAUCUGUCACUACCUGGUGGAGGCCGGGGCGUCGCUCAUGAAGACAGACCUGCAGGGCGAGACUCCCAAACAUCGUGCUGAGAAGGCCAACGACCAGGAACUGUCUGAAUAUCUGGAGAACCGCCAACAUUACCAGAUGAUCCAGAGGGAGGACCAGGAGACGGCGGUCUGAAGUCCAACAUGUCUGUCCACAUCAUCAGUCUGUCUAUAGGUCUUUCAUGUAUCUGCUCCUCUAGGAGACAAGUGUGUUUUUAACUCCACUGACGGGGCACGUAGACAGCAACAUAUCAGCUAGUGCUUCUUCUUCUCUGCUGUCAGAGGCAGGCGGCGGGUAAACACAGACACAUGGGUUAAUAUAAAUGUCUCCAAACUGCUUUAACUGAGCAGAGAUGAUGUUUUGUUGUGGAUAACGUCGGGUUUGUAGACGCCUGAAAACGCCUCUGUCCUCUGCCGGAGUCCAAACUAAACAACAUAAAAGCCUCUGGACACUAAAGUGAAUUCACACUUCAGGCCACAAAGACUCUCAGAUCUCCUACAAACUGCGUUUUGAAUGUGUCUUUAUGGCGUAAACAUUAGCGCUCUGACCUCUGUGUUAAACGUGUACAGAAAGUGCUGUUGGAGCGAAACAACAGCCGCUUUGAGUGAACAGUGACUGUAUUCAUGUGUCUGCAGCUGAACAUGAUGGAACUAGACGCUUUCGCCAUAUCUGAUAGAACGGCUGCAAAAACGUGUCUUCUCUCCGGCUUCUAGUGACCUUUUGGAUGUAUUUGUUUACUCAACAGAAAUAAGUGUUUGUUCACACUUUGGAUAUUUAACUUAGACACACAUGAGUUUAGCUAUUUAUGAUUUAUUUGUAUAGAUUAAAAAAAAAAAAAACGUUUUGCUUGUGAUCAAACUCAGAGAAGCAAGUCGUCGACUGCUUCAGUCUGAAUUUUAGAUACUUCAACAUAUGAGACUUUGGUUUUUUUUGUAAUGUUGUUUGUCUGUUACAUAACGGUAAAGCAAAAUGGCUGCCAGCAGGAUGCUUUCAUUGUGAUGUGUAUGUAAAUAGCUGAGAUAGACUCGUCAGUGUUCAGCCAGAUUCUGCCAAAGCAGUCACGUCUGUAUUAAUAGUAAUUACAUAACAGUCAGAACGACAUUAUACUGUAUGAUACUGGAGUAAUAACUGUUUGGUUUGGUUUUAUCAUUUCUGAGUGACCUGCAAUAAAAGCAUGUCAGU
Molecule: messenger RNA, 4974 nt
Organism: Epinephelus moara (kelp grouper)
Lineage: Eukaryota; Metazoa; Chordata; Actinopteri; Perciformes; Serranidae
Gene: dgkzb
Product: diacylglycerol kinase, zeta b
Exons: 34
Coding region: 16-3927 (1303 amino acids)
Biological process (GO): intracellular signal transduction; lipid phosphorylation; regulation of synaptic transmission, glutamatergic
Cellular component (GO): nucleus
Molecular function (GO): protein binding; ATP-dependent diacylglycerol kinase activity
Source: RefSeq, a predicted model, not a curated record